CGAUCCGGAAGUGAGAUGCACCUUCUAAAAAUGGAGCGACGCAAAAGAAAAAAAGAGCUAAAGUAGUUUAAUGUCCAAAGAAAAGUUAAAGAACCCAUGAGAUAUUAGGUUUUUUUUUUAUGUUUGGCAGCUAAAGACAUUUGUUAAGUCGCGUGUGACGGCCAGCAGGAUGGAUUACAGUGGAAGCUCCUACAUGGAGAAUCUAAUUGGGAGUUUGCUUGCCAUUUUUGGAAACGUGUUUGUCAGCAUCUCCUUAAGUAUUCAGAAAUACAGCCAUGUGAAACGAGGUGAAAGAAAGGACCCACGUGCCUUCUAUCACUCUAAAACUUGGUGGUGUGGUUUUUUGCUGACCUUGCUGGGAGAGGCAGCAAACUUUGUCUCCUACGCCUUUGCUCCCCUCGUUAUUGUAGCAGUUCUUAAUGCCAUAUCUGUGCUGGCAAGCUCAAUUUUGGGUUUUAUUUUCCUGUGUGAGAGAUCUAAUCCAAAGGAAUUUGCAAAGCGCUAUGGGCUGUCCAUCCUGGGCUGUUUACUGACUAUAGGAGGAAGCUACCUGGUUAUAACAUUUGGACCAAACUCUCAUGAAAGGCUCAGCGCAGACAACAUUAUCAAACACAUCGUUGGAUGGCCUGUUCUUUUGUAUCUGUUCCUGGAGAUUAUCACGUUCUGCCUUCUCUUAUACUUCUACAAACAGCACAGCGCUAGCUACCUCGUUAUUAUUCUGCUGCUGGUGGCUUUGCUGGGCUCUGUCACAGUGAUCACAGUGAAGGCGGUGUCAGGAAUGUUGGUUCUCACUGUCGAGGGCAGCAUGCAGCUCAACUACCCCAUCUUCAGUGUUUUCUUGGUAUGCAUGGUUGUGUCGGUGAUCUUCCAAGCCAGAUUUCUGUCCCAAGCGUGCAAGCUGCAUGACACCUGUCAGAUCGCCGGCGUCAACUACAUCCUCUCUACCGCCUUUGCCAUCACAGCUGGAGCUGUCUUUUACUUGGAGUUUAACCAUGAUGACAUCCUUCACAUCUCCAUAUUUUUACUGGGAGCUGCAGUCUGCUUCCUCGGCGUCUUCCUUAUUACCAAAAACAGGAAAAAGUGCAAGACUUUUGAACCAUAUGUGACCAUGAAUAUGACUGAUGGUGUCCCGACUAUUCAUUGCAACGAGGUCACUCAGGUCGCUCAUCCCAACAACAACGGUUGUUUCUCCUACGGUGCUCUGGUCAACAGUGAUGGUGGAGCUCCCACGGUUCUACAAGUCCAUCUGGAUCAACUUUCAUUGGGUUCCAGAGCCGAUGUUGCCUCUUAUGGGUCGCCUGAUUUGAAGAAAGACUAGAUCUGAGCAGAUGUGGUUCUCCCCACCUUUCAUUCACUUCCACUGUAAAGAACUUUAAAGGACCUGAGGAGCCAAAGGUAGACAGUUCUUGCACACAGCCUGCAUGUCCUUGAACACCUCAUAUCCCAGUGUGCACUGGAUGCCGAAGGUGCGAUUCAGUCCUCUCCACACACUCCCUUUUAAAACAAACCUGACAACUGAAAUGUGCCUUAUUUCAGCUAAUGGCACCACUAUGAAUCAGCAAUGAACACAAGCAACACGAAGCUGCUGGAUUUUUCUUUUUCACGAGGAACCUGGAUUGGCACAGCUGCAAUAACAUGAAGCGUAUUCAAGCUUCCUGUGAUAAUAGAAGUUAAUAGAACGUUAGUUAACUUUUAAGUGGAAUGAAUGUGGUUAGAGUUAAAUCAACUAAAUGAGCAUAGUGUAAUCUAAAAAAUAAAUAAAUGUUGUGAAAAACCAAUUCAACCUUCUGCACCACAAGUACUGAUGUAGCUCUGCUAGCAUACCGUAUAACUCGUAGCCUUUUUCUGGAUUAGCUAAUUAAUUUGGUAUUUUGGGGGCAUUGUUAUCAUGUAAUUCUUAGUAUUGGCAUGUAUUCUUUUAUUAUUGGAGUUUAUUUUGUUUAGUGUUUUCAUCCCUGUGAAAGUAGUAUAGAGGGUUUUCAUGGGACGUAUUUGUCACGUCAUUUUAUGUCCCGUGGCCAUUCUGGAUUACGACGCGGUGGCCACUGUGAUUACACUUCGUGCAUUUGGCCAACAAUUGCAGAAGUUUCAACGUCGGUGUGAAGAAGCCUCACGGCACCGUG
Messenger RNA from Thalassophryne amazonica, 2123 nucleotides. RefSeq names its product NIPA like domain containing 3 (gene nipal3). Gene Ontology annotation, cellular component: membrane. The record is from RefSeq and is a predicted model, not a curated record. Gene Ontology annotation, molecular function: magnesium ion transmembrane transporter activity. The transcript has 11 exons. Gene Ontology annotation, biological process: magnesium ion transport. Bases 170 to 1318 code for a protein of 382 amino acids. NCBI's taxonomy places the organism in Eukaryota, Metazoa, Chordata, Actinopteri, Batrachoidiformes, Batrachoididae.